Messenger RNA from Procambarus clarkii (red swamp crayfish), 5918 nucleotides. RefSeq names its product von Willebrand factor A domain-containing protein c12.2 (gene c12.2). Gene Ontology annotation, cellular component: cytoplasm. NCBI's taxonomy places the organism in Eukaryota, Metazoa, Arthropoda, Malacostraca, Decapoda, Cambaridae. Gene Ontology annotation, molecular function: ATP binding; ATP hydrolysis activity. The record is from RefSeq and is a predicted model, not a curated record.
UCACUUCUUGUUAUGAAGAUCAGCUGAUCACCGGAGCGGCCUGAUAAACAUUGUGUAACACAGGUGGAGGCUGGGGUAUGUCCCGGUGGCUUCUAACUCAACAACAACAGCCAUAAGUCCGGCCUAGUGUUAAGUACUAGGCAGCAGGAACAACCACUGUCUGUUAAAGGAGAAAUACAGUAUCUCGCAAUUGUUAAUUGGGAAAUGCACAGGGGCCGAGUAACGUGGAAUUCUGAAAGAUGAUGUCUCGAAUAUUAUUAAGUCGCCUUCAUGUGCUUAGCCGAAUUUUGGCGAAGCCUUGUAUUCAUGGAAAUCCAGUUUCUGGCAUAUAUGUGAAUCUUCAUCAAAGUUCAGACUCUACAGUGGUUAGUAUUGGAGGCAUAACAAAGCGACUACAAGAGCCCAAACAUCCAGAGCUUGUACCUGUUGGAUACUUAUCUGAGAAACUUCCUCAGUCUGUCCUCAAGCACUUAAGAUGGAUGCUACAAAAGGAUCAGAUAGGGCAAGAUAUUUUCCUGAUUGGUCCUCCUGGUCCACUUAGGAGAUACCUGGCACUCUUAUAUUUACAACUUACUAAAAGAGAAGUGGAAUUUGUUACGCUUACUAGAGAUACAACUGACACUGAUCUCAAGCAGAGGAGAGAGAUUAGGGGAGGAACAUCGUUCUAUCAUGAUCAGAGUGCAGUACGAGCAGCUACUGAGGGACGUGUGUUAGUUCUUGAAGGCAUUGAGAAGGCAGAGAGAAAUGUAUUGCCAGUUCUCAAUAACCUGCUGGAGAAUCGAGAAAUGCAGCUUGAGGAUGGCCGGCUCUUAAUUUCAAGCAGCAGAUACGACAAACUACUUCAGGAGCAUUCACAAUCAGAAUUGGACAGAAUGCGUUUAGUACGAGUUAGUAAAGAUUUUAGAGUUAUUGCUCUAGGACUGCCCUCGCCACCUUACCAGGGUUACCCUCUUGAUCCUCCAUUAAGAUCAAGAUUUCAAGCUAGAGAAAUAUCCAAUCUACCUUUCAAGGAGGUGCUGGAGGAGAUACUGGAGCGCCACGAGGGUGUGGAGAGUGAGUUGGCCACCCGGACACUCUCCCUUGCCCUCACAUUGAUCACACAGCAGUCAAAGGCUCUUGGUCUUCCCGACUUCCCGAUCGACAACAUUCACUCCAUCAUGGCUAUUAUGAGUAAAUACCCCAUGACUGAGCCUUCAAAUCUGAUCCUGAGGCUGUACCCUUACCAUGCCUUCUUGCCACAAGAAACCUACAAAUCUGUUGAAGACGUCUUCUCAACAUUUGGUUUCAAUACUUCUCAGAAGAGCUCUACUGCUGAAAUCAAUGAAGUUAGUGAAGUUGGGCAGCAUCAGUUCGAAAACAAAGUAGAAGCACAACUUAUAGUUGAGGGUCAAGAAGUGAUCACACAGAUUUCCUCUGGGAACUGUUGGGGAAAUCAACCUCCAUCAUUUGUAUUUACUCCAUAUCAUCACAAAAUGCUCACCGAAAUGAUUCAGAGCCACAGUGUUGGCGAUUUCUGCAUAAUUGGCCCACGUGGAUGUGGAAAGUCUGCAGCUGUUGCCAAGAUGGCACACAUGUUGGGUUACCAGACAGAGCCGAUACUUGUGUACCAGGAUAUGACCUCACGUGACCUUGUGCAGCAGCGAGUGACCUCAGACACUGGUGAUACAGCCUGGCAGUUUUCCCCACUGGUCACAGCUGCCUUGGAUGGAAAAUUAGCUGUUUUAGAUGGAAUACACAGACUUCACCAUGGAACAUUGGCUGUACUACACAGGCUCAUACAUGACCGAGAAUUGCAAUUGUACGAUGGGACAAGACUAUUACGCUCUGAUCAGUAUGAUUCAAUCAAGGAUGAGAAUGGAUGGUCAGAUUCAGAGAUGACAGCCAGAGGCAUAUACCGCAUUCACCCAUCAUUCCGUAUUGUAGCACUAGCAGAACCUCCAGUAAUUGGUGCUCCUCAAGGACAGUGGUUGACUCCAGAAGCUCUAACUCUUUUCCUUUAUCACAAUAUGAGACGCUUGAGUUCAAAGGAAACUGUCAACCUUGUAAAUCAGCUGGUUGGAGAUUGUAAUUCUUCAGUUGAACAACUGAUCACACUUGCAUCCCAGUUGACUGCUUCUACUGAUCCAGCUUUAAAGUCACUAGCUGAGUCACUCUCUCUAAGGCAGAUUAUCAGGAUAGCAAAACGUUUCAAAGCUUAUCCAUCAUUUGACCUUCACACUGCAGUGUAUAAGGCCUGUCUUGCAAGAUUUCUUCCACCACUUGCCAGACAAGCAUUAGACACCAUUCUUGAUAGUCGGGGCAUUAAAAAAAUUAGCAGCUUGGAAAAUGAGAAGCUUAUUUGUGAAGUGAAAGAUGGUGUACUUAGGAUUGGCAAUACUUAUGGCCAGGUCUUUGUGCCUGACACCAAUACCAAAGUUCCUGAUACUCUCUUCUUUGACAUACAUCAGCAUGUUGCAGUGUUGGAGAAUAUGUUGCAGGAUUGGCUGCUUGGUGACCAUCUCCUACUUGUCGGAAACCAAGGUGUUGGAAAAAAUAAACUUGCUGACAGAUUUCUUUACCUUCUCUCUCGCCCACGUGAAUAUAUCCAACUUCACAGAGACACAACAGUACAGAGCCUGACAAUUCAACCAGUUGUACGAGAUGGACGAAUUCAACAUGAGGAUUCCCCUCUUGUUGUGGCAGUCAAGACUGGCCGUGUAUUAGUUGUUGAUGAGGCAGAUAAAGCUCAAACUCAUGUUACAUGUGUGCUUAAGACUUUGGUCGAGAGUGGAGAAAUGCUGUUAUCAGAUGGUCGCCGGAUUGUGCCCAAGACUCACUCCUUGGCCUCAUCGGAGUCUCCAAAUGUGAUAAUCUCUCAUCCUAAUUUCCGCAUGAUUGUUCUUGCUAACCGUCCCGGCUUCCCAUUUCUUGGGAACGAUUUCUUUGGAUCAUUGGGUGAUCUCUUCAGCUGCCAUGCCAUUGAUAACCCAAGUAUGGAAUCAGAGAUGUCUCUUCUCCAAUCAUAUGGCCCUAAUGUACCAGAGGACAUCAUGCGUCGGCUGGUUGGCGCAUUUAGUGAACUUAGAGAUUUAGCUGACCAAGGCCUUAUUCAGUAUCCAUAUUCAACAAGAGAGGUUGUCAAUAUAAUUAAACAUCUUCAGGAAUUUCCAGAUGAUGGUGUCGCAAAUGUUGUCCGUAAUGUGGUAGAUUUUGAUUCAUGGUCUGGUGAUGCCAGAGACACACUCGUGCGUGUCAUGCACCAUCAUGGUGUACCUGUUGACACUUCUCCAAAUAAUGUGAAUUUAGCCAAAAAACUACCGCUGCCAGAACCAAAGUUAAUGGCUACAUGGCAAGUCUCUCGCCGAUUCCCAACCGGAACAAGAUCUCUUGUAAAUCUGCCUGUUGAAUCAUCUCACAUUAAAUUUAAGAGUCCAGUUCAGUUGAAUGUGUAUCAUCAUUCAGUUGAUGUAACAGAAGCUCGAUCAGCUGUGUUCACAGAGCAGCAAAGCUAUUGGCCGCUUCCUUUAUAUGACACAGCACUAGUGACAGAUAUUACUGUCAGUCCAGGAGGCACUCUUAAUCCAAUUGAUGAUCACAUACAUGUUGCCACUGUAGCUCCUUCUGCUGUUUAUUCUUUUGUACCCAGAGGGAAAGAUAAUCAGUUAAAACAGAUACUUCUCCAUGAUGUCCUUCCGCGUUAUCGUUCUGCUUACCAGCCACGGAUACGACUUGCACAUUUGCCAAACAGAAAUUUGGUUAUCCAUGAAGAGGCUUCUAACACACUUUUAACAGUGGACACGGACACUGGCUUAGUGACUCACAUCCAGCUUAGCUCAUUAUUUGAAGCUGCAGCCGAGUCACUGCUGAAAAGGCUGGGUUCAGGUGGCGGAAAUCAAACCUUUUUUCGGAUGUGUAAAGGUAAAGUAGAGCAAGGGCAACUUGCAUUAUGGGAGGUUGGUGGUGGGCAGAUAAUUUUCAUAGAUAUUAACAAGGAGACCAGUCAUUCAGUUAAUUUACCACUUUGUCUAUCUUCUUUCCAUCCACUAAAUGGAAGCUAUCAGUGGGUGGCUGGUGAUCAAGAAGGCUACAAGUGGUUAUUGAAAGGUAACAUGCACAACAUUGUUCUUCAUCCAGUAACCCAAAUACCAGGUCAACAAGAUUCUAGUGAGAUAAAGAUAUCUACUAUUGCUCCAAAUAUUUUAAGUGACUUUGUGUUGUCUUCAGCACUUAAGCAACAGGUUAGUGCUCCUAGUCAUCUUUUAGCUCCUUCUAAUGCAUUAGCUGCUAUAGCUGUAGGUUUUCCAGAGCUUGAUGCAAGUGAGAAUGAAGUAUAUAUAUGGGAACGUGAUGGAAUUUCAUUGAAGACUCCCCCAGCAGUAAGUGACCCAGCUAGCUUUACUGUUUUGUUAAACGAUUCUGGACAGAUAGUUAGAACUGUUGACCAGGCCCCUAGAGAUGCAUUAGAAUAUAGCAUCGCAGCUACAAAUACAAGUAUUUUUCUAGAAGUAACAGAUUUGAUAAAUCAUAGCAUUAGCUACAUUCCUGUUCCCCAAGCCUCUCAAUCUUCUCCACAUUGGGCCUGGUCUGUAGCAGCUCGCACAUCUCCACUUUUCUUGGCUGCAACCAGUGGUCAAGGUCUGGCUUCAGUAGACUCUGCUGGAGUUGUACGUCUUUGGCAAACAGGAAGUGUUGGCUUACAGAAAGCUCUAGCAGAGUGGCGUAAAAUGAUUGGUAAUGAUACGGGCCAUCUUAGACUAGAUAUUGAUCGCUUUAGUGGUGAGGAUGUCACUGAACCUAAACAUGGAAAGGAGGAUCCUUCAAAUGAUCCCCAUGUAGGAGGAAAUACUUGGGCAGGUGGCACAGGUGGACGUGAUACCGCUGGCCUUGGAGGUAAAGGAGGACCAUAUCGGUUAGAUGCUGGACAUGAUGUUCAUCAAGUUUCCGAAGUGGAAAAAGAUGCUGUGCCUGAAGAAGUGAGGCGUGCUGCACGGGAAAUGGCACAGAAAGCCUUCAAAGAACGCUUGAGGGAAAUUAGAAUGAGUGAAUAUGAUGCUUCUCUUUAUGAGAAACUUGCUGGUGGUGUACAACAACAGGUACGUGCAUUACGCAGUAUCAUAAACUCCCUACAGGCAAAAGGAAAGGAACGCCAGUGGCUUAGGCAUCGCACCUCUGGAGAGUUAGAUGACACAAAAUUAAUUGAAGGUUUGGCAGGAGAACGAAAUAUAUACCGGCAAAGACGUGAAGAGGAACCAGAAGUAGGGGCACCACAAAGUCACCCCAAACGUCUCCGGUUAGUUGUUGAUGUGUCUGGAUCAAUGUACCGUUUUAAUGGUCAUGAUGGUCGUCUCGAACGUGAACUUGAAGCCACGCUCAUGGUUAUGGAGGCAUUUGAGGGGUUUGAGAAUAAAUUUAAAUAUGAUAUUUAUGGACAUUCUGGUGAAGAGGCUGCUGUACCCCUGAUAGAGUGUGACAAUAUUCCACGAAACAACAAAGAGCGUUUGGACGUGUUAAAAACAAUGCAGGCUCAUUCACAGUUUUGUCUUAGUGGAGAUCAUACUUUGGAAGCUGCAGCUGAGGCUGUGAAGCACAUAGCAACUGAGGAAUCUGAUGAAAGCUUUGUAAUCCUACUGUCUGAUGCAAAUCUGGAUAGGUAUGGAAUCAGACCCAGUCAGUUAUCUAAAGCUCUUACUGCUGAGAGCACAGUGAACACAUAUGCAAUUUUUAUUGGGUCUUUAGGUGAUCAAGCAGACAGAUUAACAAAGGCUCUUCCUGCUGGACAUUCAUUUGUUUGUCUUGAUUUAACAAAGCUUCCGCAGAUCUUACAACAAAUUUUUACUUCAGCUAUGUUAAAAUAAUUGUACAAUAGAUUAAUUCAUUCAUAAUUAAUGGCACCAUAAAUGGUUAAAGUGUUUACAAUAAAUUGGCAAUGAAUGAGAUAA